This is a messenger RNA of Megalops cyprinoides (Indo-Pacific tarpon), 2012 nucleotides long. Its product is annotated as AP-1 complex subunit sigma-2. The transcript has 6 exons. The record is from RefSeq and is a predicted model, not a curated record. Gene Ontology annotation, molecular function: clathrin-cargo adaptor activity. Gene Ontology annotation, cellular component: membrane coat; intracellular membrane-bounded organelle; AP-1 adaptor complex. Lineage: Eukaryota; Metazoa; Chordata; Actinopteri; Elopiformes; Megalopidae. The coding region runs from base 116 to 598 and encodes 160 amino acids. Gene Ontology annotation, biological process: intracellular protein transport; vesicle-mediated transport.
ACGGGGACGCUGGCGGACUAGAAAGCGACACUUUGUACACUAAACUCUGGAAUUAUUGCGUGCAUGUAGCUGUGUUUAUAUGAUAUCUCCUUAGAGGGCCGAAAUACCGGUAAAGAUGCAGUUCAUGCUGCUGUUCAGCCGUCAGGGGAAGCUCCGGCUGCAGAAGUGGUACGUGCCCCUGUCAGACAAGGAGAAGAAGAAGAUCACCCGCGAGCUGGUGCAGACCGUGCUGGCCCGCAAGCCCAAGAUGUGCAGCUUCCUGGAGUGGAGAGACCUCAAGAUUGUCUACAAAAGGUACGCCAGCCUGUAUUUCUGCUGUGCCAUCGAGGACCAGGACAAUGAGCUCAUUACACUGGAGAUCAUCCACCGAUAUGUGGAGCUGCUGGAUAAGUACUUCGGCAGCGUGUGUGAACUGGAUAUCAUCUUCAACUUUGAGAAGGCGUACUUCAUCCUGGAUGAGUUCCUGCUAGGCGGGGAGGCACAGGAGACCUCCAAGAAGAACGUACUGAAGGCCAUUGAGCAGGCCGAUCUGCUGCAGGAGGACGCCAAAGAAGCAGAGACUCCCCGCAGCGUUCUGGAGGAGAUCGGACUGACAUAGUCACGGCCAUCACUGCAUCGGCCCGACCGGCUUUCUCUCCCUCCGCCAGCCGUUUCCUCUGUGUCUGCUUGAUAAUGUAGCGCAAAACCAUGUUCAUGUUCAGUAUAGGUAUGUGUCCUGUUCCAUGUCAGAUGCCUUUGUCGUGUUAUCCUGUGCGUAGGAUACAGUGUAGCACUGUACAGAAUCUAGAACAAAGGGAUCAAUAGAUCACUGUUGUCAUUACCAGAAAAUCUCCAACUGCCUUAAGAUAUUUCUUGUGUUCAUCAUCUCAUUAGCCUUGUAUUCACUCUCCAUGACUACAUCUCUAUGUAGUUAAGGGCAUAAAAAGAAAUACAUGCAACUUGGCAGUGAAAAAGGAAAGGAGGUUGCCGAGUCCUGUUAUAUCCAUUCUAAGAUGUAGGAAUACAUCCGCAAGAUGCUUCAAAAUGUGACUAUAAGAUUUCAGAAAGAUUUAAAGAUUUAAAAAAGUCCAUAUUUUGGGGUACAGCACACAGUAAUUUUCAGGGUGUCCUUUAGUUAUGACCAAAGAAACACUGUGUUAUUAUACAUAUGCUUUACAAAAGCAAAUUUGUAUUUGGAGGAAAAAACAUUAUUUGUGCCAUGUUAAGUAUGAACUGAAAAGGAACGCUUGGAAAACCAAAGAGUCGUUUUUGUCUAAGUUAAGCCCUAAGCAUAUUGUUCAGUUCUGCAUAUCAUUUAAAUUGACUGUUGAAGAUGAAAGCACAAAAAAUCAUUUUUGAUUCCAUUGUGAAUUUUAAAAAUUGCUAUGUAUUUUUUGUUUAAUACUGCACUCCUAAUAUUCAACAUACAGCAGCUUUUAAAAUGUUCUAACACGGCCCUGAAGAUAACUUCCGCCUAACCCAGUGUUGCCAACUUUUUUUUACAUUAUAGAUGUAGCAACGUUUUUGGCCUCGUCAGCACCUUUUUUCUUCCCAGAAAGGACUGGGUGACAAAUCGAUUGCCUUCAAAGAUCAGUUCAGAAAUGGUGCGGUGAAUGAAAUAAAUCUGCCUAUUUUUCCGUCAGACCACAAUCUUACCAUUCAUUCCAGUCUCGUUUGCUGUCACUGAAUGCUGCACACGGUUUAUUCACUAUGUCACCAUUACUGUGAGAGGAUGUUUAUGUCAUGAUGGCACUUUCUAGCACUGAACCACGGUCCCUCCAGCAAAAUCCAAUCGGAAAAAGUUGGCAACAGUGGACUAACUUUGCUUGUAUUUCCCUUAUACUGCAUAGAGUAUGGUGUUAUAGUUUCGUAACUCACAUUAAAUGCAUUGCUUAAAAAUGUUCUAUAUCACCGCUAUCAUGCAGCUGUCGCACUGUGGAAAAAUGUUGUGUAACGUUGUCUCAGUGGACCAGUGUAGCAGUGUUUGGUGUACAAAUGGAAAUAAAUUUGUUUACAGUUGUUCAGAAAAAAAA